This is a messenger RNA of Rubroshorea leprosula, 848 nucleotides long. The record is from the annotation of a GenBank genome assembly. NCBI's taxonomy places the organism in Eukaryota, Viridiplantae, Streptophyta, Magnoliopsida, Malvales, Dipterocarpaceae.
AUCAAAACCCACCCUAUUCAUAAUCUGUCUUCCAAAGACAUGGCAAGACUCUGCUUUUUCAUAUGGGUUCUCUCUUUUCCCAUUCUCCACAUGGCCGCCAAGGCUGCAGCUUCCAGCCCAACAGACUUCAUUGUAGCCUCAUGCAAGAGCACUCGCUAUCCUCCUGUGUGUGUUCAGUCCCUCUCAGGCUAUGCCGGUCAGAUUCAAAAGAGUGAGCACCAACUAGCUCAAACCGCCUUGAACGUGAGCCUAUCCAAGGCUAAAUCCGCUUCAACCUUUGUGGCCAAGAUGGCUAAAGUGGAGGGGAUCAAGCCCAGAGAGUACCAAGCUGUUAGAGACUGCAUAGACACCAUGGCCGACAGCGUGGACAGGCUGAGUCAGUCCAUAAAGGAACUUCGCCAGAUGGGGCAAACCGCGGGUCAGGACUUCAUGUGGCACAUGAGCAACGUUCAGACAUGGGCCAGUGCUGCUCUCACUGACGAGAACACUUGUCUUGAUGGCUUUGCAGGGCAUCAAAUGGAUGGAAAUGUCAAGAACUCAAUUAGGCGCAACAUCGUCAAGGUUGCUCAGGUGACUAGCAAUGCCCUCGCAUUAGUUAAUCGCUUUGCAGAAAAACAACGGCCUGCAGGGGGUGCCGAGAAUCCUUAGUUUCAGCAUAGAAAAAUUCCUGCUUUCUAUGUAUAGAUCAAUGUUGGGUUUGCCUGUCUAGCUUUUGCCUUGAAUAUUUGGUCUCAGACCCUCAGCUUGCUGUGUGCUAUGUGUACUUGUAAAAUAUAUAUAUUAAGCUAAAGUUUGUGUUUUGUGUGUAAUAUUCCCAAGUUUUGGUAAAAUAUAUGGAAUUAAGCGUG